Messenger RNA from Entrophospora candida, 2103 nucleotides. NCBI's taxonomy places the organism in Eukaryota, Fungi, Glomeromycota, Glomeromycetes, Entrophosporales, Entrophosporaceae. The record is from the annotation of a GenBank genome assembly.
AUGGGAAACAUAUAUUUUAACUUUAUCCUGAAUCAACUUUUUAAUUUUCCUGUUCAUCUUUUGUUCAUUAACAAAGAAUCAGUACCAACAAUUUACAACAAAACAAAAAUCACUGAUGCUUUUCCUGAAGGCUUACCUUACAUUAAACCAAAGUCUUUAGUCACCUCUUCUGGUUUGAAAUGGCAAUAUCAACUAGAUCCAUAUUUGAAAGACACCUUACAAGAAGAAACUGAAAAGCAUUAUUCCCAUUUCUGUAAUGGUGAGAAUGAUAAAAUACAUAGGCCAAUUUAUCUUUUUUUCUCUGGUGCUGGCACUGGAAAAUCCAGGAAUGCAUCUGAAUUUCAUAAUACAUUAAUCAAAUGUUUGAAUUGUUCAAAGAAUUUGGAGCUAAAGGAAAAAAUUCAAAAUGCUUGGGUAUUUAACAUUAGCUUAGAAAAUGGCACCAGCUUUUCUAGGAGUGUUGAGUCAGUUGGUAUUUUUGCUGUUGGAAUUCGAAUGUUUUGGCAACUUUUUCCAGAUUUUGAGGAUUUUGCACGUUUUAUUCAUACUUAUGAGGCUCCAACCCCAUGGGAGGUACUUCAAUUGAUAGCCAUGUAUGAGAAAAAAGACAUGAAACAAAUCUCAGUUAUUUUAGUUGUUGAUGGCCUGCAGAAUUUCAUGACAACACUAGAUGAUGGGCUUAACCAAGAUUCUGCAUUUUAUCAGACUCUAACAGAAAUUGGAGACCUUGCAUUGAGUAAUAAUAUUUUCUUGAUUCCAUGUUGCACUGCAACAAUUUCUCGCACAGUAAAAUCCAUCUUGAAACCAACAGGUCGAUUACAUAUAGAUUUACCAGUAAUUUCUCUUCAACCUCCAACUACCCUUCAGAACAACAUUGUUGUACCUGUUUUUCAACAGGACAAUCACAUCAUUAAAUUGCUUGUGGAUGAUUGUGGAGGACAUGGAAGAGCUCUUGAAGUGCUUGCAGAAACAUUGGAAGAUACAAAUAUCAAUGAAUGCAACAUUGAUAAUUUGAUGCAUCAUUUAUGUUCUAAUAUUAUUUGUCGUUAUGAAGAUGCUUUCAAUAUAACUGCUUUAGAAGCACAGACUAUUGCACGAUUAAUAUUGACCAGAAAACUUUUGGAUCGAAACAAAUAUGUCCCCAAUACAGACAAAUUACCAGACUCCUUUGUUCAUCCUGGAUUAAUUCGAUUUGAGAGAAUAGGAAAUACUGCUGAGGGAUAUUUUGAAGCACCAUACAUUUGGGUCUGGAUAAUGGCACAGCAAGCUGCAAAAAAUGGAGAUCCAUUACUUAAAGACUGGCAAUUCUGUGAUUAUAGAGAGCACAGCUCAGUAUCUGAUCGAAGGUUGCCAGUGGGAUCUCAGUUUUGGAAUCAUUUUGAACAUUUCAUUGCAACUUUUCGUUCAUUAAAAUCUAAGGUACUAUGUGAAAAUGAGUUAACAACAGUUUCAGAAAUUCAUGCUGGAGCACGUCUACAUUUGAAUGAUGAUUUCAAAUUCAAGAACCAUCAUCUAAAAUUGGAAUGUGCUAUUCAUCAUGUGAAUACAAAUUCUGCUACUUAUGAUAAAAGAAUGGAUAUUGAAUGUGAAGGUACAUGUGUCAAUGUUCGGGAAGGUAAACACUGUAUCAUAAAUGCACAAUCUGCCCCAUAUGGUGAUUCUUUUCUUGCAUUAGACCAAUCAAAAGAUAAUAAUCCAAAUGAAGUUCAUCAAGCUAAAAGGUGGAAAAAAAAAUCACUUUCUUUGAAUGAUUAUCAAAAUGAACGAAACAAAUCUGCAUGUGAUAAAGAUUUUUUUAUUCUUUUUACAACUGCCCAAAACUGCAAUUUUGAACUUCCAAUGAACUCUGGGAUUGUGGAUGGCCUCAAAUGGAAAGAAUACUUUGGGCCAUUUGCUGGUAGAGCACAUGUUUAUGCUAUUGUAGGUCCAUUGAAUAUAAAUACUGCAACUUAUACAGAGCUCAUGACAAUUGAUGGCAUUGGUGCAAGUCGAGCAGGCAAAAUUAUCAAAAAGCGACCAUUUAAAACCCUUGAAGAUGCAAAAAGGGAAACAGGUAUACCAGAAAAGGCAUUGAAAAGAUUAAAAUUUCCAGAGGAAGAUUAA